Siniperca chuatsi (mandarin fish) is the source of this 2934-nucleotide messenger RNA. It is a transcript of the gene nucleolin, whose product is annotated as nucleolin. NCBI's taxonomy places the organism in Eukaryota, Metazoa, Chordata, Actinopteri, Centrarchiformes, Sinipercidae. The record is from RefSeq and is a predicted model, not a curated record. The transcript is spliced from 16 exons. Gene Ontology annotation, molecular function: RNA binding. Bases 140 to 2251 code for a protein of 703 amino acids.
ACGAGAGCGUCUCGAUUUAUCCGUCUUUCCUGUCCAAUGUCCCACCGAGUAGGCUGAGCCACGUGUAUGCAUUAGCUAUUUCGUUACUUCUCUCCAAACGUCCAGUUCCUUGUGUUUCAUUGAAACACACAACAGCACCAUGGUGAAAUUAGCAAAGGCAGCAAAUAAGCAAGCAACUCAAAAGAAAAAAGCCCCUCCACCCCCCAAAGAAGUGGAGGAGGAAUCUAGUGAAGAGGACAGCAGUGAUGAGGAAGAAGAGACUCCUCCACCUAAAGUGGUUAAGAAGGCCACACCAGCCAAAGCCACCCCAGUUGUUAAAAAUGGCGCUGCUGCCAAAAAAGCAGAAAGUGAAGAUGAUGACGAUGAUGAUGAGGAGGAGUCUGAAGAGGAGGCCCCCCCACCAAAAAAGACUCCUGCAAAAGCAGCACCGGCUAAACCCACACCAGCCAAGGCAGCCCCCGCAAAGGCUGAGGAGUCAGAUGAUGAUGACGAUGAUGACGAUGAGUCCGAAGAGGAGGCCCCACCACCCAAGAAAGCAGCAAAGCCUGCUGCUAAACCUGCUGCCAAGCCCCCAGUGAAAGCUCAACCUGCAAAGGAGUCCUCUGAUGAAGAUGAUGAUGAUGAUGACGACGACGACGACGAUGAUUCAGAAGAAGAGGCCCCACCUCCCAAAAAGGCCACUCCGGCUAAACCAGCUGCCAAAAAAGCUGCAAAAGCCCAGGCUGCCAAAGAGGAGUCUGACGAUGAUGAUGACUCUGAAGAGGAGAUGGACACCACUCCUGCUCCAGCAGCUGCAAAGUCAAAGAAAGCAGGCAUGGUCAAGGCCAAGGAAGAGUCGGAGGAGGAUGACGAUGAUGAAGACGACGAGGAUGAUGACGACGAUGAGGAGGAGGAGGAAGCCCCAGUGACUCCUGGAAAGAGAAAGGCAGACAGCAAGAAGGACACCCCUCCUUCCAAGAAGGCAAAGUCAGAAGGUGAAGGGUUCUGUCUAUUUGUUGGAAACUUGAACUCCAACAAAGACUUUGAUGAAAUCAAAGAAUCCCUGAGGAAAUUCUUCUCCAAGAACAGCCUUGAGGUUGCAGAUGUCCGGUUAGGUGGAUCCAAGAAAUUUGGCUAUGUGGACUUUGCAUCUGAGGAGGACAUGCAGAAGGCACUGGAGCUAAACGGCAAGAAAGUCAUGGGUCAGGAGUUGAAGUUGGACAGGGCCCGAAGCAAAGACAGCUCACAGGAGGGCAAGAAAGAGAGGGAUGCACGGACACUGUUUGUAAAAAACCUUCCAUUCUCUGCGACGGCUGAUGACCUGAAGGAAGUCUUUGAAGAUGCUGUUGAUGUUAGGUUACCUCCAGGCCAGAACGGUUCAAACAGGGGCAUUGCCUACAUUGAGUUCAAAACUGAGGCUGAAGCAGAGAAGAUGCUGGAGGAGGCCCAGGGAGCUGACGUACAGGGGAGGUCCAUCAUUAUUGAUUAUGUCGGAGAUAAGAGCCAGAAAGGAGCCAAGGUGGCAGGGGCAGGAUCAGCCAGUAAAACACUGGUAGUGAAUAAUCUGGCCUUCAGUGCCACAGAGGAAGUCCUACAAUCCACAUUUGAGAAGGCUGUCUCCAUAAGGAUUCCACAGAGAGAUGGCAGACCUAAAGGUUUUGCUUUUGUAGAGUUUGAGAACACAGAUGAUGCUAAGGAUGCCCUGGAAAACCUCAACAACACAGACAUUGAAGGCCGGUCAAUCCGACUGGAGUACAGCCAGAACAGUGGUGGCAGGGGAGAAGGGGGCAGAGGAAACUCAGGUCCAACAAAAACCCUCUUCGUAAAGGGUCUCUCUGAGGACACAACAGAUCAGACUCUUAGGGAUGCGUUUGAGGGCGCUGCUGCAGCCAGGAUAGUUACAGACAGAGACACAGGGUCAUCAAAAGGCUUUGGCUUUGUAGACUUUGACAACGAGGAGGACUGCAAGGCAGCCAAGGAGGCCAUGGAUGACGGCGAGAUCGAUGGCAGCAAGGUGACCCUGGACUACGCCAAGCCCAAGGGUGAAGGCGGCUUCCGUGGAGGUCGGGGCGGUGGUGGAUUUGGCGGCCGUGGUGGUGGCAGAGGCGGCCGUGGUGGUUUUGGCGGCUUCGGCGGUCGUGGUGGUGGCAGAGGAGGAGGAAGGGGAGGCCCUCGUGGAGGUGGACGCGGACGUGGUGGCUUUGGAGGUGGAAGAGGUGGCGGUGGAUUUGGAGCCAAACCCCAGGGGAAGAAAAUCAAGUUUGAUGACUAAAUCCUUAGUCUGUUUUACUUUUUGAAUGGACUCUGGUUUCAUCACUUCUCAGAGCUUUUGGACAUUCCAGAAAGCGUCAUUGAUAUUUAACUGUUAACGGGCAUUUUAGCCCUUUAUUUAGACCCCUCAAACCUUCGCCUUUUACCUUCUCAGCUCAAGUGCUACGUGUUAGUACUGAAUGUCCCUAAUGCAAACUUGCACCUCUCGCCCUCAUUAGCUUACUUGCUUUUCCGAAGGAGUAAAAUGGAAUGGGUCUGGCAAACAAGUUUGCUGUGAAAAAUACGCUUGUCUUUGUCAGAUACAUUGUGUAAAUUUAAACAGUUUGUAUGAUUUCAUUUUACCUUUUUGUAAAAAAAAAAAAUACACUUGUAUCCAUAUGUUUUUUUUUUUCUGUUUUUAUUAUCAUUUAGUUUGCUUUAGGUGCCAUGUUUUACUGUAAUGUGCAAAGCAUAUUUUGAUAGAUUCGAGUCAGUGCUCUAGAGUUGGGUGUUAAAAAUAUGGCAAUGAUGUUCUGUCAUGUUUGUUUGGUGGGGCACAGUCAAUGUCUGAGUCGCAGAGGAUGACAGACCUCUUAUCUAUGUAACAUAAAAUAUUUGUAGUGCAUUGACUAAUUUUUUUCCCAUCUGAGAAUCUCAAGAUUUUCACGUGAUUAAAAUAAAAUCUUGUAGGUGGUGAUUUUUAAA